Molecule: messenger RNA, 4487 nt
Organism: Salvelinus namaycush (lake trout)
Lineage: Eukaryota; Metazoa; Chordata; Actinopteri; Salmoniformes; Salmonidae
Gene: stim1a
Product: stromal interaction molecule 1a
Exons: 13
Coding region: 547-2586 (679 amino acids)
Biological process (GO): store-operated calcium entry; intracellular calcium ion homeostasis; activation of store-operated calcium channel activity
Cellular component (GO): plasma membrane; endoplasmic reticulum
Molecular function (GO): calcium ion binding; protein binding; calcium channel regulator activity
Source: RefSeq, a predicted model, not a curated record
UGAAGCAACCCAGUCCAGAGAAUUGAACGAGUCAGCUCCAAAGCCAGCUUUUUUGAGUGUGGGGGGGAAACCAGCUGUAGCAGACAUGUAGUUAGUGGAUGACAAUCGCUCUGUGUUUGAAUCAAUCAUAAGUACUUUUUUCCUUACUCGAGUGUAUUUUAUCCAGUAAAUUGACGUAAGAGGACGGGUUGGCUCGUGUGCUAUGAUUAGCUGCUGACAAUGAUCUGAAGCCUGCGUUGGUGCGUUGGUUAGCUAGCUGAAGACGCGGCCCGAACCAUUACGUUACUAAGUUAUCUUUAUCUUAGUGUCUGUGUUAGUCGACCACCUCGGCCCUUGCCUUGGAUUGCCAUUAGCGGGCUAAACAGAGCGGAAAAUCAUUUGUCAUAUGCAGCUAGCCAGCUAAUUUAGCUCUUUAUCCAUGGAGUACAGAGGGGUUUCUCUUUGCAGUUUGGACCUACGAUUGAUGACGUGCCUUUGAUUCUACUGUAACCACGAGAGUUGUAAAAAGAGCAUCAAAUGCACAAGUCUUGAAAGCAAACCUCCAUUAUGGAUUUCAGCAAAUCGUUGACCUUGUGGAUUGUAUGCUUAUGCCUCCUGAGCGAAAGUUGGACGGUCCAAGCCAUCUCAGACCACCAUCAUAUUGAUAGUGGUGUGUCAGAACUCUGUCGCAUCGACGAGCCUCGGUGUCACGAUGAGAAUACCAUCCUCAGUUUCGAGGCGAUCCGCAGUAUCCACAAGCAGAUGGAUGAUGAUGCUAAUGGAAAUGUGGACGUGUCAGAGACGGACGGGUUCCUAAGGGAGGACCUGAACUACCACGAUCCCAAAGCCAAGCACAACAGUUUCCACGGAGAUGACCAGUUCAUCAGUGUGGAAGACCUGUGGAAUACCUGGAAGGGUUCUGAAGUGUGCAACUGGACAGUGGACGAUGUGGAGAAUUGGCUCAUCUACGUGGAGCUGCCGCAGUAUGUGGACGCCUUCCGCAAGAUGCACUUCAACGGCACUGUCAUGCCCAGGCUGGCUGUGAAGAACGCCACUCUGACUGUGUCCAUUCUGAAAAUGCUGGAUCGAAGCCAUGUUCAGAAGCUGCAGCUCAAGGCCUUGGACACUGUGCUGUUCGGCGCCCCACUCAUGAACAGACAUAACCACCUGAAGGACUUCAUGCUGGUGGUGUCCAUAGUGAUCGGCAUUGGAGGCUGCUGGUUCGCCUACAUCCAGAACCGUUACUCCAAGGACCACAUGAAGAAGAUGAUGACGGACCUGGAUGGACUACAGAGGGCUGAGCAGAGCCUGCAUGAUCUACAGAAGAAGCUGCAGAUAGCCCAGGAGGAGCACCGUACGGUUGAGGUGGAGAAGGUGAACCUGGAACAGAAGCUGAGGGAUGAAAUUAACUGUGCCAAGCAGGAGGCCCAGCGGCUCAAGGAGCUCCGCGAGGGCACCGAGAACGAGCUGAGUCGGCAGAAAUAUGCCGAGGAGGAGCUGGACCAGGUGCGCAUGGCCCUCAAGAAGGCAGAGAAGGAGCUGGAGUCUCGCUGCAGCUGGUCCCCACCAGAGUCCCUCCAGAAGUGGCUGCAGCUCACCCAUGAGGUGGAGGUGCAGUACUACAACAUCAAGAAGCAGAACGCUGAGAAGCAGCUACUGGUGGCUAAAGAAGGGGCAGAGAAGAUCAAGAAGAAGAGAAACACCAUCUUUGGGACCUUCCAUGUGGCACACAGCUCCUGUCUGGACAAUGUGGAUCACCAAAUUCUGACAGCCAAACAAGCCCUGGGUGAGGUGACUGCUGCUCUGAGGGAGAGGCUGCACCGCUGGCAGCAGAUUGAGAUUCUGACUGGGUUCACCAUUGUCAAUAACCCUGGCCUCUCCUCCCUGGCCUCCACCCUGAACCUUGACCCCAGCCUCAUGGGUGGCCGGGCCACACCCCAGCACUUCAUUAUGUCUGAUGACAUGGACGACAUGGACGAGGACAUCAUAUCGCCCGGUACUCUGCAAUCUCCCAGUAUGAUGUCCCUGCGUCAGCGCCACAUGGACACCCAGCUGGCCAUGGGCUCCCAGAGGGAUUUGAACCGCUCAGACUCAGACUCCUCCCUGUCCCUCUCCCAAAUCGGUGAUCGUCUGUCCGCCUACAGCUCCAAGGGCCAGCUGGUGAAACCCACCUCCUUCCUGUAUGGCCAACCCGUCCGCUCCGCCUCCGACGAGCCCUCCCUGCAUGCCCACACCCCUAACGGAGGGAACCGUGGCCAUGAAGGAGGAGCCCUGGUCGAGCCAGUCCCAGAGAGCCCUAUCCUGAUGAAGAAGGUGUACAGCAUCGAGAAGUCAGCCAGCCUGGGAGAGAUGAAUGUUGGUCCCGUUGGUAUAUCUAUGUCAGAGUCCUCCCGCUCCCUCAGCCCCAACUCCACUGAUGCUGACACCCCCUCCCCCACGGGGGGCCAGCCUGGGGCCGCAGGGACCAAGGGCAGCAGCCGCAUCCCACAGCUCUCUUCCAAGAAGAGCCCUCUGGAGGAAGACAGCGGCUCCACGGGAGAAGACACAGACUCCGUCGCCAGCCGUAAGAAACACACCUUCAAGAUCUUCAAAAAACAGAAGAAAUAAUAACGAGGGCUACUAAAGACUAUUAAAGAGCUGUCCAAUGUGUUUCACUUAUUAUUGUUUCUGUUUUGGAGAAGUUGUUUUGGGUUGUUCACUGGUCACACUCGAUGGAGCAACUCUUUGCCUUUAUGGAUUUGUAGGUACUUUCCCUGAGGAACUGUGGGAGCAACCAGCUAUCUGAUUAUAUGAUUUUUGUCCUGAUUUAUGUUGGGAAUGGGUGGUAUUGUAUAGUGGAAUGUAAAGCACUAUUUAUUUAGUAGGAAAGGGUGCCAGUCUCUGAAAGGGAAACAAGUCUCCUGGGUGGAUGUCUUUUGGUUUACUUCAACCUGUAUCAGUUUGCAUGUCUUCACCUUUGUUUGACUGAUAGUCUCUGAAUGUUCCUAGGUGUUUGCUUGGUUCUUGUCCCUAUUCUGCUUAGACAACACUUAACUCAGUUUCAUUUGGUUAAUCCCCAACCACCUUUGUGUUUUGACAAAAAACGGUGUCAGAUGGACCUUUUUAAGUACUUAAUGGUAGUCAUUUUGGUCAAUUGUUAGAGGGGGGGCUGAACAAUACUUGCAAAAACCGCCCGAGUCAAUUGUGCUAACAAGAAAUCUAGCAAUCAAUGUUAGCAGAACUCUUCCAGUACAGCUGCAGACACAGCAACACACUAGGCAAACAUUUCCCUCGGAUUGUGCACCUUUUGGAAGUGAUGUAGAAGUGCUUGAUUUAAACCCCUUGAAGACCCCCAGCACAUACAAAGCUAGGUAGCCUGUGUCACAGGGCAAGAAGUAAUUGUCCACGAUCUAAGUUCCCUAAUAGAGGGGAAAGUUAUUAAAAGGACUACUUGAACUAUAUGAAUGUAAUAUCAAUGUCAAAUGUUUAUUGAAGUAAACGUCUACAUUUUCAAAUUGCAAAUCGUAUCAAUCUACUUUGCAGUUGUUGUAAGAGAUAUGUGAAUCAUUAGGAGUGCUGUAGGUGGAUGUUGGAGAUGCCAAAACAAAGACUCUGGUCCAGUGGCCUUUAUUCUCAUCAGCUAUAUAUGUACUGUACGUUAGAGGCCGCUUUAGAAUGAGUAGCACUGCCUUCCAUUUUUGUAUCUGGGAACUCCAAACCAAAAUAAGGUGAUCAAUUUGACAUUGUCACCCACAUACUUUCAAGCAGAGAGUUUCAGGCAGUGUUUGUAUUUUAAAGACUCCCAAGUUGUUCAGAGCAUUCUGGAGAGGUGUGUGCUACUUUAGCUUGUACUGUAGACUACCCUGAUAACCCAUAUUCACAUUAUACAGAUCCAAAGUCAAGCACACAAUAACAGUAAUGGUAUCUACUUGUCACAAUUAUGAACUCACUUGCCAUUAAUGGUUUUGAGGGCACACAUGGUUUAGAAAAGGAUGUCACGAUACAUUCUGGUAGUAGGGACUCCUAUAACUUCCUAAACAAUUGACUUGCUCGACUGCUCCUGGAUCUGUGUAAUAACCACAGCAGUUCUCCAAACGAUACCAUCGCCCCCCAUUGGAGGCCUCACACAGUGCGAUGGAUGAAAAUGUAAUUAUUUUCUUUCAUUGAUCAGUUGAAAACAUGAACUUCCAAUUGGUACUUUUUAAAGUGUAAUUUGUACCUCUUCUGCACGAUGAAGCUGUAAUAUGGAUUAUGCCGUCUAUCUAUGAGUGUCUGUCUGUUGCCAGGAUACUGAGUUGUAUUGAUGCAUGUCAGCUACUGUAUUAACGUCUAUAAUGGGCUUGAGGCAGAGGUCAGCUCGAGCAUCAUGAUGUCAUCAUGACUCUCUCCACCCCUACUUUAACCCCCGACUUCUCCUUUUGAGCUUCUAUUUAUGAAUACAUAUAUUUGUACAGAGAAAAAAAAUGUUGCAUCUUCUGUGACGUUCUCUAGACUUUUAUGGCACUCCUGCAUGAUAGCAAUAAACGAUU